UCCACCACAGGAACAGUAAGAGGAAGAAAAAAUUAGCAGAAAAUAAAGCCACUUCCUCUUUUUAGAGAUUUCUAAAAUGAGAGUGGAGACGCCAAAUUGAAGUUUGAGCGAAGAAAGAUUUCAACUUUCUAACAGCAGAAAGAGGGCUAACCCUAGCUCUCAUUUUUGAGCUGCUAGUGCUUAAAUUGCAAUGGAAACCCCGAAUGCAUCCAGUGAAAAUGUAGGGUUAGAUGUUAAACCCUUGAGAACACUAUCACCUAUGUUCCCAUCAACCUAUGGCAUCAAUUCAGUUUCCCAAUCUAAUGCACAUCCCUUCAUCUACAUCUCCCCCUCUGAACACUCAUCAUUCCCUCCUUUUGCUGCUCCGAAUCAACCUGUACACUCAACUCCUAUUCAUGCCACACCGAUUUCUAAUGGACCUAGACCAAAUUUGUACUCCAAUGGCACCCCAACAUUUUACUCCCCAUCUAUUGAUCUCCUCGAUGAGGAAGACGAAGAAGUCCUGCCCAGUGCUCAAACUUCAGCCUUUGGUAGGAAAAUCAAGAAGCCAAGUCAUUUGGGUGGCUACCAAGUUGGCAGUAAUUCUGUUACAGAUGGCAGCACUUCUACUCCAGUGAAGACGCCGCAGAAAAAGAAGCCCAAAAAAGUUCAGAAAAUUGACUCAGGUUUGGUGCCUUCCCUUCUUGAUCCUAGAGACUCAGUCGAGAUUGUUCUUAUGACUUUUGAUGCUCUAAGACGGAGGUUAUCACAGUUGGAGGAUGGAAAAGAAGGGAAAAAUUCACGCCCGGAUUUAACGGCCGCAAAUACUUUGAUGACAAAUGAUCUCAGGGCGAAUAGAGGGAAGAGAAUUGGUUCAGUUCCCGGUGUUGAAAUUGGAGAUAUUUUUUAUUUUAGGAUGGAGUUGUGUAUUGUUGGUCUUCAUGCUCCGAGCAUGGCCGGAAUUGAUUACAUGUCCGCUCAAUUCAAUGAUGGUGAUGACACUGUUGCUGUUAGUGUUGUGUCAGCUGGUGGUUAUGAGAAUGAAGAGACCGAUACUGAAUCAUUGAUUUAUAGUGGACAAGGGGGUAAUGCUAACAUUGAUCAGAAGCUUGUAAGGGGGAAUCUUGCACUGGAGAGAAGUCUGCAUAGAGGAAAUACAGUUAGAGUCAUUCGCAGUGUAGGAGAUUAUACCACGACGAAUGGUAAAAUUUAUUUCUAUGAUGGUUUGUAUAAGGUCCAGAGCUCAUGGGUUGAGAAAGGAAAAUCAGGUUUUAAUGUUUUUAAAUUUAAGUUGUUGAGGGAACCAGAGCAGUCUCCUGGACUUGCUAUAUGGAAAAUGACACAGCAGUGGAAAGAUAUUCCAGCCUCGAGAGGCAGAAUGAUAUUGCCGGAUUUAUCCUCUGGCGCUGAAAACUUACCGGUUUGCCUUGUUAAUGAAGUUGACGAUGAGAAAGGACCAAGCCACUUCAGAUACAGUACUAAAGUUGCGUAUUUAAGGCCUCUUAACUCCAUGAAGCCUUUGGAGAUUUGUAGGUGUGCAAGUGUUUGCCUCCCCGGUGAUGUUAAUUGCACUUGUGCGAAAUUAAAUGACGGUGACCUUCCUUAUAGUUCGAGUGGAGCUCUUGUGAGUCGGAAGCCUCUAAUCUAUGAAUGCAAUGCAUCUUGCUGUUGUUCUUCAAAUUGCCGAAACAGAGUGACUCAAAAGGGUGUUAGAAUCCAGUUUGAGGUUUUCAAGACAAGGGAUAGAGGCUGGGGGCUACGAUCUUGGGAUCCUAUUCGGGCAGGUACUUUUAUUUGUGAGUACACUGGAGAAGUCAUAAAUAAGAUCAAUUUAGAGGUUGACAAUGCUGAAGAUGAUCACUAUAUCUUUCAAACAAUCGGUGUUGAUGAAAAAGCAUUUAAAUGGAAUUAUGGGCCUGAGUUGUUAGGGGAUCCGAGUGCUGAUUACUCAAGUGAAAAUCUGGGGCCAUUACCUAUCAUUAUAAGUGCAAGGCAUAUGGGGAAUAUAUCUCGUUUCAUGAAUCAUAGUUGUUCUCCUAAUGUCUUUUGGCAGCCGAUUUUGUAUGAUCAUGGCGAUGAAGGAUAUCCACACAUUAUGUUUUUUGCAAUGAAGCAUAUUCCUCCGCUGACUGAGCUGACUUAUGAUUAUGGUAUGAGUAAUGGUGCUGGCUCUCGCAUGACGAGGAAAUGUUUAUGUGGAUCACCAAAGUGUCGAGGACUUUUUGGAUAAAGAUUUAGCAAUAUAUCUAUGGAGCGUGUUUUUGCUAAUCCAGUGUGUGAAGGUUUUGGUUUCUUGUACCUGCAGUAGAUGGUAAGCACAAACCUAAAAGAAAUCUAAAGCAGAAUCUGAGACGCGAAGGUAUAUAUCGUCGCUGUAUUUUGAUAGCUUAUGUGCAGACUGUAGGCACAAAAUCAGCCAUUCUGUAGUAAAUUCUAGAACUAAAUGAAGUAGCUCUCUGUUUUUUGUUGUAGUUGAAGUUCUUUCAACUGCAUAACUUUAAAAUCUGUGGUCUUGAAUUAAAGCUUUUGCGUCGUCUUUGCUGUAAGAUAAUUAUCGACUCUCCUUUUUAGAUUUUGAACAGGUUGGGUGUCUUGAAAGCAUUUUCUGGUGGAACAGUGCUUUAUUAUGAGUGGUUUGUGAUA
Messenger RNA from Asparagus officinalis (garden asparagus), 2622 nucleotides. Its product is annotated as histone-lysine N-methyltransferase, H3 lysine-9 specific SUVH3-like. Lineage: Eukaryota; Viridiplantae; Streptophyta; Magnoliopsida; Asparagales; Asparagaceae. Gene Ontology annotation, molecular function: histone methyltransferase activity; protein binding; zinc ion binding. The transcript has 3 exons. Gene Ontology annotation, cellular component: nucleus. The coding region runs from base 191 to 2209 and encodes 672 amino acids. The record is from RefSeq and is a predicted model, not a curated record.